AUGUCUGGUAUUAACAGUAGGAACGCUUCCGGGUUACGUAAUUUAGAUAAUACAAAUCUCCUCUCACCGUAUGUUACGGGGGAGAUGACUGGAUUCGAUGAUGCUGCAAAGAUAAAGGGGUUCGCUGUUGGAGAAUUUAAACAUUUAUCAAACGAAAAUGGCGAGUUAGAAGUCAACUCUGUUGAAACCACCUCUGGAUGCUUAUCUUCCAGUAACGAAAACGGCGUUGUAAGUAUCGAAUUACUUUACGACAACAAGAGACUUGAGAUUGACGAGAGUAAUCAGUUGACCACAGUCGACGUAAACGCGCGUCCACCUCUUGUCUACUCAAAAGAGGAUCAUGGUAUUCAACUUCAGAUUGAUGAUUCAUGUUUAACUGUAGAGGAAGAAAAACUAAAAGUCAUUCCGGACAGUUAUGAAUUUCCACUCUACAGGGAUGCCGAAUCACGGACGGUUGGUUUACAGGCAGAUGAGACAUUAUCCAUUAAUGAGAAUGGUCUAUCUGUAAACUUCCCUCCUCCAGAAACGCUCAAGAAACCAUUGUUUCGUGACCAGAGCGGCCUUGGAAUCAAACUCCACAAAAGUCUAAAGGUGAACAAUGAAGACGAAUUAGAAACCAAUACUAGUCAACUGUUCAAAGCAUUCGGCGCAAUAAAGACAUCCAGCGGUGCUGAUACGCUGUUAGACAUCGGAUCAUCAUGGCUAGACUUUGGAUUCAAUAGUUUGACCGAUAUGACUGAUUUUUUGGGAGAGGUUGACACGACAGCGAUUAGAUUGAUGGUAGACAGUUCCACUUUUUCUCAAGUGGGUUCUAGAUUGUCGCUGAAAUCCCCAGGUUAUGAGCAGGUGUUAUUUGGAAAUCUUCAGUAUGGAUACUCUGCCUCCUCAAAUCUUACCUUUUCGACAACAUUGCAAGAACUGCGUGUUCCUAAUGUGAAAAUAAUGGGAACGCUGCCUGGAAUAGGUGGAGGAAGUUAUGCAGUCACAAAAGACUAUCUUUCAAACUUUUAUCAAGGAUCAUUAACAGGCGCGGUCGCCGUUGGACCCGAAUCGGUAGGACGUAGGGAGAUAGGCGUUCUCGUUGACAACCAAACAGUACGGAUUCUUGGGAACCGUUUAACCGGUGGCUACAUUUUUCAAGAUUUUAAUGGAGUGACCGUUCGCCCAGGGACUACAAACGAUAUUCAACUUUCCCUUAAGUGUGAGGCUGGCAGUUUUCUUCAAAUGGUCAAAGCAGAUACCAUUAAAGACGUACUGACUUGCAGCAAUGGUCUCGAGAGAGUACAGAAUGACCUUCAACUCGAUCUAAAAGUUGAUGCUAACAGCGGUUUGGCUAUGGUCAACAGGGGUACCAUACGGGAUACCUUCACAGCCUCCCAAGGAGUAACACGGGUGGGCAACGAUUUUAGACUCUCGUUAACAGCCCAGUCUCCAGAUUUAACCCUCAAUAAUGGUGUUCUAAGUUCUAAUAUAGCAGCCGGGAUAGGCCUCCAGAAGAACGGUGCCAUUCUAUCUACUAAUCUCCGAGGUAUAAAUGGUGUACAAGUCAGCGGCGACUUGAUUUCAUGUUCACUUACAGGAAGUGAUACCGUUCUUCGAGUGGGUGAUACGCUGAAAGGCAACUACAUUGGCUCGACAAAUUCGUAUGGAAGUGUCGUAGUUGUAGGGAAUACGAUUCAGUAUAAUAUGAUUCCUCCUCAGUUGGUAUCUAAUUCGCCAAAUUUGAUAAUUACUGGCUCAUACCCAUUGUUUAACUUCACCUUGAUUGACCCCACGCCGUUAUCGAAGCAAAGGGAUACAGACAAUACGGAGCAAAGUGACACGGGCGAAGUGUUGAAAACUGAUGUUCCUGGUGGGAAUGUGGUCGUAUUGUCUGGGGCUACACCGCUGACUACCAUUCCAUUUCCUGCGAUCGUAUCUCCACCACUGACAGUCCCUAUGGCUGUAAACUCCAUCCUCCCAAUCGUCUCAACGUUCCCUUGGGGAAUGAUUUUCGGAGGGUCACGCAAACGUAAGGUUCAACGAGAUGCGGAAGGACAACCUAUACUCGAUGGCGAUGGAAACCCCGUUUACGAACCAAUAGACCCUGUUACCUUCAUGCCACCACUUGAACCCGGGAGCAAUGUCGCAAUUGCUUCUGAUCCAAUAGGAGGUUGUACUCGUCUCUUGUUUGAUACGCCUUCAUGUUAUCGAGGCAUCAAAUACGAAUACCCUCAGCAAGCAAUCAAUCUCUCGAUGUUAAGAGAUUAUGACAAUGAUGUUAUCAAACCUUGG
Molecule: messenger RNA, 2274 nt
Organism: Spizellomyces punctatus DAOM BR117
Lineage: Eukaryota; Fungi; Chytridiomycota; Chytridiomycetes; Spizellomycetales; Spizellomycetaceae
Exons: 1
Source: RefSeq, a predicted model, not a curated record